Molecule: messenger RNA, 1518 nt
Organism: Drosophila willistoni
Lineage: Eukaryota; Metazoa; Arthropoda; Insecta; Diptera; Drosophilidae
Exons: 2
Coding region: 16-1431 (471 amino acids)
Source: RefSeq, a predicted model, not a curated record
UUAGUCAAGUGCAACAUGGCUAUAAGGUUGCUUGAUACAUUGCUAAAGCUCCAACUUUUGAUAAUCGCAGGGACUUUGUUGUUCCGUGGCGUUAGCUACUCGUUGGAAUGUUAUGCCUGUGAUUCGGCCGAGGAUCCAGAAUGUGCCACACGGCCGGGCCAACAGCUGGAGGUGGAAGAGUGCUCCGGGGCUACUGAUCUGUGUGUUACUUCAAUCACAGCCGGAUUAACGCGUCGCGGAUGCUUGGGACGUCUGUAUCCGAAUGGCUAUUGUGCUGCUCCCUGUGAUAGCUGCAACACGAGUCUGUGCAAUCGUCAUGUCUUUCCCACAGAUCGUCUACGUUGCUAUCAAUGCAGUGGCUCCACUUGCAUCGACGUGGCAAAUAGACCAGAACUCCUACUACCCUGCCCCGUCUACAAUGAGGAUGAUCGUUGCUAUACAAACAUUUUGCAUCUAUCCAAUACAAUGCGCGGAUGUGAGCACACCAAUUUGCCCGACACCUGUCCCCAUGUGUGCCUCAAGUGCAAUUAUAAUGGCUGCAAUUCGGAAUUGACGGUGACCGAGAGCCGCUGUCUGCAGUGCACUCACAUGAGAUUGUCACCCAAUCCGGAUUGUCUGCGUGAACAGGCGCUGAUCAAUGAUGAUGAGACUGUGCAAUGUGCUCUGACCAAUGAAACAGUCACCCAGUGUGUCAAUAAGGUUAUGCUGGGACACCGGGAACAAUGUUACACACAUCUCAAUACACAAACCGAGGUCCUGCAACGUGGUUGCUCGACCACAAUGGGUUUUUUUCCCACUGGGGAAUUGACUCAAUGCUAUGGCGAUUAUUGCAAUGCCCAGUGUCAAGAUAUUGCCUGUGGUACUUGCAAUUCCACCAGUAAUCCCAAUUGCCGUACUGGUAUCAAUCUAUCCACGGAGAAGUGUGCUGCCGGCACCGUUGCCUGUUAUGCCUGUGAGCAAGAUACCUUUCUUCGUCGCGGCUGUGCCGAUGCUGAUUUCAUCCCAGCCACUGACCAGGGGGAGACAUGUCAAUUGUGUCGAAGUAGCGAUAAUUGUAAUCGCUAUUCCGUACGUAGUUGCUAUCGCUGCAAUAGCCAGGAACAGGAUGAUGAUGAUUGUGCCGAAAUGAAUCUGCCAUCGGCCAUGACAAUCAGCAAUUGCACCGAUCCCAUGGAGCUGUGUGUCAGCACUGUGAUAAGUCGCUUAAAUCUCAUCUACACGGUACGCGGCUGUGCCUCCCAAGUGCCCGAAUGCAGCGCGAAUGAUCCGUACUGUGUGAAAUGCAAUGGAAGCCUGUGCAAUAAUAUACCUACCCAGUGGGCUAUGGAGAAGAUCGAACAGAGCAAUAUUCAUUUGCUCGAUUCGCCCAAACAGCAAAAACAACGUUGGGCGGCAUUGACGCUUCUCAAAUAUUUGUGGCCAGAUCCGUGAGAUUCUCCCCCAAAUCCCAACCCCGUUGAGCCACCAUUCUGUUAAGUAAUGUGAUUUUCUUUCAUGAAUAAAUAAAUCAAACUGAAA